AUGUAUUCUUGGCUAACUAUAUUGUCCAACCAACUCAAGAGCAACCUUAAGAGGCUAGAGGCUCAAUCAAUGGAGGAAGGAGCUACCCCCAUGAUUGAGGAUCAAAGGUUUGAAGCAAUGCUCGGUUCGAAAAAAUCAGGAUAUAUACGUGAUCAUGGGGCUGGUCCAAAGCCCACAACAUCUACUGCUGGACAACGUAUCCGUGCACAACUAGAGAAGGAGAAUGAGGAAUUGAAGAGGCAAGCUGAAACAAAUAGGAUGCAUUGGGAGUCGUUGGAGAGGGAAAAUAGUGAUUUGGCUUCGUGA
Molecule: messenger RNA, 306 nt
Organism: Ilex paraguariensis (yerba mate)
Lineage: Eukaryota; Viridiplantae; Streptophyta; Magnoliopsida; Aquifoliales; Aquifoliaceae
Source: the annotation of a GenBank genome assembly